CUCUGCAGGCUAUCUUUGCAGUAGAUUGCAACACCGCCCCCUUUAGCAGUAUAACACUAAUAUAGGUGUAUAUAAUACAAACAUUGACAAGUGUUGUCAUCAGACCUGGAUUCAAAUUCUUGUUUUUCAAGGACUAAAAUACCAGUACAUUUUGAAAUAUAAAAAAAGUUGUUGAAUAUUGGAAUUUGUUUGGAAAUACAUUUGGAAAGUAUUGGCGUGUGUUUGAAAAUACUCGAAUACACAGAAAACUGUAUUGUAACGACCCUGGGUUUAUAAGCACGGAUAUCGACUCUGCCGCUUGAGCAUGCUUUUUCGGCACAAGUGGAUAGCGCGUUGGACUUCGGGCUAGAACGCUCGACCUGCUCCUCCCUGUUUCAUUACACUGGUGUCACAAAUGAUCGGAUCUUGCAUCCACGACGGCGCGUGUGCCUGGCCGGUGUGCGCGUUCCUGUAAGACGUAGAGUCGCUAAUUUAACGACGUUGUCGCUAUAUUUAGCGAGUAUUCAGACCCCUCUAGCGACACAUUUUUUAAAAAGCGACUAGCGACAAAUCUAGCAACUUUCUGGUGUUAUUGGUGACUGACGUGAAAGCACGUAUCGUUCUUACUCUUCUCAACGAGCAGCGUGUGCUGCCGUGGGCCCCACCCCAGUCCCAAAGCACUCACAGGCGGCCCAGUCCUCGCGCUGCAGUCAGGCAGGAGAUGUUCACCCCUUCGCGUCCAGACUGCAAAUGAAUCGCGCAUGCGGGAAGUCGCCGCUGGCUGAUCCCGCCCUGGUUUACAUUCUUAUUUUACCUGAAUUAGGGCCAGACUAGUUACCAUAAUUCUCACAUUGCCAUUGACAGUUUUUCUAUUGUCUCUCUUUGAUCCAUUUAGAUUGUAUACAAAAAGUAAAAAAUCUUCAUGUUUUGCUGUGACUUGUUGUAGGCUCCUAAGUGGACCAUAAGGUUACAAAUCAAACCAAAUUAAGAAAAAUAAAAUAAAAAGACGAAAUAACUCCGCCAGAGUUUCUAUUUUGGGUCCCAAGCCCGGAUAAAGGAGGAGGGUUGGAAUUGUGACAUUAAAAAAAACAAGACUCGAUAGAAGAAAGUUCAUUUGUCGUUCUAAACAUAUUGAGGGUGUUUUUUACUCACUUUUUGUCUCUCCCACGACGUUGUUCUACAGCAUCCAUCACAACUACGUUCACAUGGCCAAUUAUGCAAAUUAGGCGAUGAUGUCAUUCAGCGACUUUUAGGACAGCCAAUAGCUACUUUCCUUACUGAGGAGUUGGCAACAUUGCCCAGGAAGUGUUUGUCAUUUUUUUAAGGAAGUGCUUUUCAUGGCUAGUCGUGGUUUAAUUGUUUCCUUGUAUGGAGCUGAGCGGGAUUGGAUUCUACAUAAUCGAAACUACACAAUCCCAGGAAGGGAACCGAACCUCAAGGUCUGCCUAUCAACCACCAGCACAAGAAGUGAUUGAACACCAACCAGAUCUCACCAUGUCAGACACGGUCCCCCUGGAACAGAGGUACAAGGCCAGCAUGGUCCUGAGUGGAGCAGGAGAUGCCCUGGGCUACAACCAUGGUACCUGGGAAUUUGAAAAUGAUGGAGUGUUAAUACAUGAGCAAGUUCAGAAGAGAGGAGGUCUAGAGAAGCUGGAUGCCAUAGACUUCCCUGUUAGUGAUGACACCGUCAUGCACCUGGCUACAGCUGAGGCUCUGGUCAAGGUGGGGGAAGGGGCAUCCCUCCCUGUGCUGUAUCGAGCCCUGGUGGAGAAGUACAUUGUAAGCAUGACAGACAUGGCUGGAAGAGGAGCAGGCCUCACCUGCCUCAACAGUGUUGCAGUACACAGACAGAGAACUGAUGAGGACAUUAAGAUUCCCUUCAACAAGAGGGGCGGAGGGUGUGGGGCAGCCAUGAGGGCCAUGUGUAUCGGCCUGCGCUUCCCGGACCUUGAGCAGGAGCACCUGCUGAUAGCAGUAAGUGUGGAGAGUGGGCGUCUGACCCACCACCACCCCACAGGCUACCUGGGAGCCCUGGCUGCAGCCCUGUUCACGGCCUACGCAGUGAGGGGCACCCUGCCGGUGGAGGCCUGGGGACACAGACUCAUGGAGGUCCUGGACAAAGCCAAGGAGUACGUCAGGCUUUCGGGCAAUUGUGUGGAGCUGAACAUGGAGCACUGGGACUACUUUGGAAUUCAGUGGAAAUCCUAUUUAGAAAAGAGAGGCAUUCUGGAUGGAAAGAGCAAACCUCGGUUCCCAGACUCCUACGGUGUGAAGGAGAGGGAGAGUUUCUAUAGGGCGGUGAGCUUCAAGGGUUGUGGUGGUGCCAGUGGGCAUGAUGCUCCCAUGAUAGCUUACGAUGCCCUCCUGAGGGCAGGCGACUCCUGGGUUGAGCUGGCCAAUCAUGGCUUCUUCCAUGGCGGGGACAGCGACUCCACGGCCGUGAUCGCUGCUGCCUGGUGGGGCGCACUGUUCGGCUUCAGGGGGGUGCCAGAGAUCAACUACAAGAGGCUUGAGUACCGUGACAGACUAUCCAAACUUGGGGAACAGCUAUACAAGCUCAGGGGAAAACCUCUCGGUUCUUUGAAAGUGUGAUGCAAAUUAAACCAAUAGAUGGUUAAAGGUGAAAUUCAUUAAAUUUCAUGCAGAUCUGUAAUUUCAGCUACUUAAACUUUUUUUGACACUAAUUUUGCAUCCCUUGGUUUUUAAAAAACAUAUUUUUAAAGAAUAUUACUGGAUCUGGAAAGAUUUAUAGAGUAUUUAUGAUCUCAAACUGCAGUCUACCUACUGACUAGGAGAUGGAGCCAGAAUGUUCUGUAUAAUAACAAACAUUUUCUGUAAUGGCAACAGUUUUUAUUUAUUUCUAGCCUAUAAUCAAGUCUUCACUAACAUACAUUGAUGCUGCAGUUGUUGCACUAUUAUUGUACCAUUUUAGCUAUGGCAGAGUGUAAAAAAAAAAUGGACUGUUUUACUUCUGAUUAGACUGAUGCUAAAUGAAGACUAAAUGAAGUCUACAAGUACAGUGGUGACCAGAGGGUGGCAGUGUAACUUAACAAAUCACUCUUGAAACUCUCUUUCCUGUCUCGCUCUCUCAAUUUAUUCAAUUUAAGUUCUUUAUUGGCAUGGAAAACAAAAACAAGUGAAAUGGAUCAUUAACAAAAGUGAAAUAAUAACAAAUUAACAGUAAACAUUACACAUGUUCCAAAAGAAUAAAGACAUUUUAAAUGUCUUAUGUCUAUAUACAAUGUAACGAUGUACAAAAGGGAAAAUAAAUAAACAUGGGUUGUAUUUACAA
Molecule: messenger RNA, 3271 nt
Organism: Oncorhynchus nerka (sockeye salmon)
Lineage: Eukaryota; Metazoa; Chordata; Actinopteri; Salmoniformes; Salmonidae
Product: ADP-ribosylhydrolase ARH1-like
Exons: 4
Coding region: 1348-2571 (407 amino acids)
Source: RefSeq, a predicted model, not a curated record